Molecule: messenger RNA, 1108 nt
Organism: Emericellopsis atlantica
Lineage: Eukaryota; Fungi; Ascomycota; Sordariomycetes; Hypocreales; Bionectriaceae
Product: glycosyl hydrolase family 61-domain-containing protein
Exons: 1
Coding region: 238-1050 (270 amino acids)
Source: RefSeq, a predicted model, not a curated record
GGUAGUCACUGAUUGAUUGCCUUAUGCGCCGUCAUGAACAUGACAGACGGUGCUAUUGGCUUAUUGCCGCGAUGGAUGGCCUGGAACGGAACCAAACCAUGUCUCUGCGCUCCUGUUUCGUAGUGGACGAUCAUCUAUCAAAUCCAUGGCCCAGCGUCUAUAAGAGCAGACGAUCCCAUCGACAAACAAACCAUCCACCCACCCUCAUCGACAAGAACGAGCCUGGUCCACGCCAUCAUGCUCUCCUCCGCCUCCUCCACCACCACCGCCCUGGCGCUUCUGCUGGCCAGCGUCCUCCCCCAGGCCGCCCUGGCCCACUACAACUUUGAGCGCCUCAUCGUCAACGGCGAGGCCACCGACCCCUACGAAUACGUCCGCUCGACCACCAACUCCAACUCGCCCAUUCAGGAAGUCACAUCGCCCAACAUGAUCUGCAACCAGGGCGGCAACGACGCCGCCAUUCGCGCCCGCACAAAGACCUACGAGCUCGCCGCCGGCAGCGAGGUCGGCUUCGACAUCAACUCGGAACUCGGCCACCCGGGGCCCCUCUACGUCUACAUGAGCCGCGCCCCGGACGGCGUCGAACUCUCCGACUACCAGGGCGACGGCGACUGGUUCAAGGUCUACGCCCUCACCACCAGUCACAUUGAGACCGAUACGGGUCUGUACUGGGCCACCUUUCCCGGCAGCCAGGGCGGCGCUCAGAACUUCACCUUCACCCUCCCCGAGGACCUGCCCACGGGCAACUACCUCAUGCGCGGCGAGCACAUUGCUCUGCACGGCGCCGGCAGCGUCGGUGGCGCCCAGUUCUACAUGGGCUGCGCACAGCUCGCCGUCACGGGCGGCGGCAGCGGCACGCCGGGCCCCACGGUCAAGUUCCCUGGUGCGUACGCCGAGGACGACCCUGGUGUCUUGAUUGGCAUCUACUGGCCACCUCCCCAGGAAUACAUCUCGCCCGGUCCUCCCGUGUGGCCUGGUGAGUGUGAGGACCAUACGCUUAACAGCUGGGGGCAGGACAGCGAUGGUGACUGCAACCCCAUGGCGCAGUAAAGGGUGCUAUGGGGCGGACGGGGCUGUACAUACCAGAGAUGAUGAUGCAUGUAUAUAC